GACGUCCUCGAUCGCAUAGCCGAGAAAGCCAGCAGUAUCCCGGAAGAAGUCGGUCGCGAUGCCAAGGCAGUUGCUGGUUUGCAACGCAAACACGCAACGUUCGAAUACGAAUUAUCCCGUCUCGGUUCGCAGGUUGAGGGUCUGAUUGAAGCGGCUAACGCUUUACUACCGUCCUACGCAGCUGACAAAGAGAGACUAAUUUGUGAUCGUCGCGAUGAAGUUAUUCACGCUUGGCGUCAGCUUCAGUGCUCCACAGAACAACGCAAAGUUCAUCUCCUGGACGCAGCGGAUGUUCAUCGGUUCUUUGCCAUGGUUCGAGAACUCCGCAUGUGGAUGGAAGUCAUGCGAACUGAAAUGGCCACCAAAGAGAAACCGAGGGAUGUUUCUGGUGUUGAGUUGCUGAUGAAUAACCACAGGAGCCUCAAGGCUGAGAUCGAUGCCCGUGAGGAGAACUUCAGCAUUUGUUUGAGUCUUGGUCGUACACUGCUCAACCGAAGACAUCCUCGGGAGGAAGAUGUUCGUGAGAAGUGCAUACAAUUGGUCACUGAGCGCAUUCAGCUCUCAGAUCAAUGGACAGAACGAUGGGAAACACUGCAACUUCUACUGGAAGUUUACCAAUUCGCUCGGGAUGCUGAAGUGGCUGACGCUUGGCUGAUGGCCCAAGAACCGUACCUAGCCAGUAAAGAUCUUGGUGAAACUCUAGAUGAGACACUGGCUUUGUUGAAAAAGCAUUUAGCCUUCGAACGCGCGGCUGCUACCCAAGAAGAACGAUUCCUUGCACUACAGAAAUUGACUACCGUGAGUUGCAUUGAAUAA
Messenger RNA from Echinostoma caproni, 816 nucleotides. The record is from the annotation of a GenBank genome assembly. NCBI's taxonomy places the organism in Eukaryota, Metazoa, Platyhelminthes, Trematoda, Plagiorchiida, Echinostomatidae.